Messenger RNA from Trichomycterus rosablanca, 5091 nucleotides. It is a transcript of the gene igsf9ba, whose product is annotated as immunoglobulin superfamily, member 9Ba. Gene Ontology annotation, biological process: cell-cell adhesion. Lineage: Eukaryota; Metazoa; Chordata; Actinopteri; Siluriformes; Trichomycteridae. The record is from RefSeq and is a predicted model, not a curated record. Bases 276 to 4553 code for a protein of 1425 amino acids. Gene Ontology annotation, molecular function: protein binding. The transcript has 21 exons.
CGCGCUGGUGCAGGUGAUCGGGGGGGAGCGUGGCUGAGGAUGAGGUUGAGGCUGAUGAGGAUGAGGUUGAUGAGGAUGCCAUAAGACAGACGGGCAGGGGCAGGAAUGAAGGAAGACGCCGGGAGGAAAGAGCACGGGAUGUGACAUGUCUCUUAGUGAUGUGAUAUGAAUAACGGCGGUGCGUUUGGGAAAACGGUGCGGCGUGCGCAAAUCGACUAUGUGCAAAUUGUUGCAAGGGCCACGCUGAGCUGGUUUUGCUGGUCGGCGACAGUACUAUGAUUUGGUAUGUGGCCACUUUGAUAGCAAGCGUUUUCAGCACCCGGGGAACGACAGCUCAAGGUGUCCACGGCGUGAGAGAGGAGCCCCAAUACGUGACGGCCCAUGCGGGAGACAGCGUAGUUCUGGGAUGUGACGUGAGCCACCCCCUCAACGGCCAGCAGACCCCCUACGUGGUGGAGUGGUUCAAGUUUGGUGUGCCUAUCCCCUUCUUCAUUAACUUUCGGUUCUAUCCUCCUCAUGUGGACCCCGAGUAUGCCGGAAGGACGAGCCUGCACGGCAAGGCGUCUCUGCAGAUUGAUCAGGUGCGCUCAGAGGACCAGGGCUGGUACGAGUGCAGGGUUCUCAUGCUGGAACAACAGUACGACACCUUCCACAAUGGCAGCUGGGUCCAUCUCACAGUCAAUGCACCCCCAACAUUUACGGACGUGCCUCCACAAUACGUGGAGGCCAGGGAGGGAAGCAGCAUCACCCUGAGCUGCACCGCCUUCGGUAACCCCAAACCUGUGGUCACCUGGCUCAGAGAGGACGAGCAGCUGGCCAGCAGCAAAAAAUACACAGUAAGUGACGGCAGUUUGACCGUGCAGGCCAUCACACGGGAGGACCGAGGAGCGUACAGCUGCCGUGCUCACAGCGACCAGGGAGAGGCAUUUCAUACCACACGCCUCCUCGUGCAAGGUCCUCCAUACAUCGUGGCACCUCCAGAGAACAUCACCGUGAACAUUUCCCAGAAUGCCCUCUUCACAUGCCAGGCAGAGGCCUACCCCGGCAACCUGACCUACACCUGGUUAUGGGAGGAAGACAACGUCUACUUCAAGAAUGACCUCAAGCUCCGAGUGCGCAUCCUGAUCGAUGGCACCCUCAUCAUCUACCGCGUAAAGCCUGAGGAUACUGGCAAAUACACCUGCAGUCCCAGCAACAGCCUGGGCAUCUCGCCCUCUGCCUCUGCCUACCUGAGAGUACAGUACCCUGCCCGUGUUCUCAACAUGCCACCAGUCAUCUAUGUCCCGAGAAAGUUGCCAGGAAUCAUACGCUGCCCAGUCGAUGCCAACCCACCUGUUUUGUCGGUCAGAUGGGAAAAAGAUGGAUACCCCCUAAGAGUUGAGAAGUACCCCGGCUGGAGCCAAAUGCCAGAUGGAAGUAUUCGGGUGGCAGAGGUCACUGAAGAUUCCCUUGGCACCUAUACCUGUGUGCCUUACAAUGCCCUAGGUACCAUGGGACAAUCCCCUCCAGCCACUCUGGUGCUAAAGGACCCACCUUACUUUAACGUGAGGCCUGGGGGGGAAUACCGCCAGGAGGCCGGCAGAGAGCUCGUCCUUCCCUGUGCUGCUUCUGGAGACCCUGAGAUUCCAACCAUCACCUGGAGAAAGGUUGGAAAGCCGAGUCGAAGCAAGCACAACAUCUUACCCAGUGGCAGCUUACAGUUCGUGUCUCUGAGCAAAGAGGAUCAUGGGGAAUGGGAAUGCAUUGCCACCAAUGUUGUCACAAGCAUCACUGCCAGCACAAGACUUUUUGUAAUAGGCACUAGUCCCCAUGCGCCAGCCAACGUCCGUGUCCAGGCCUCCACAGCCUCAGCCAAUGUCUCCUGGGAACCCGGCUACGACGGCGGGUUUCAGCAGACCUUUUCGGUCUGGUAUGGCCCUGUGAAGAAAAAGACAGAUUUAGGUCCUCAUGAUUGGCUCUCCAUGCCUGUGCCUGGCUCCCAGACCUGGUUGGUGGUUCAGGGCUUGGAGACAAGGACCGCCUAUCAGUUCAGUGUGCUGGCCCAGAACAAACUGGGCACAGGUCCCUUCAGUGAGGUAGUCACUGUGAAUACAGUAGUGUACCCCAUAAGUACUCCGGAACCACUGGUGCUUCUUACCCCACCGCGGUGCCUCACAGCCAACCGGACACAGCAGGGUGUACUGUUGACGUGGCUUCCUCCGGCCAACCACACUUCACCUGUAGAUCGUUACAUUAUUGAGUUCCGUCUGGGAGAGAGGUGGGAAGUCCUGGACGACCUCAUUCCAGCAGACGAGACCGAGAUCUUGGCUAGAGACCUCAUUCCGGACUCGUGGUACGAGUUCCGCGCCCUGGCUGUCAUGGAUGAUCUCAUUAGUGAAAGCAGUAAUGUAGUGGGAGUGUCAAGCACAGAAAUCUCUGAUGAGGGGCUGGCCAGGCCAGUGGUAGCCGGGAUUGUGGCUACCAUCUGCUUUCUAGCCGCUGCCGUUUUGUUUAGCACGCUGGCCGCCUGCUUUGUCAACAAGCAGCACCGUCGCAAGCUCAAGCGCAAAAGAGAUCCUCCUCUGUCUAUAACCCACACCAGAAAAAGUGUCGAGUCUCCGCCUCCUCUUACCCCCUUACCUGGCAUUGAGCCCUACUGGGAAGAGCCAGACAGGAGCAGCUACAGGCCCCCAUCCACCAGCCCUCAGCUUUCCUCUGGGAAAAUCAGUCCAGAGAGCAUCGCUUCCUCUCUGACCAGUGUGGGCCCACAUGGCCUUUAUGUCAAGAAGCUGCCAAGCCCGCGAAAAGAAAAGGAACUGUCGCUGUACAAGCGAACCAAGCGAGCAAUAACUGGCAAGAGGUACAGCGUGUCAAAACACGAGGCGGAGGUCACCACACCUAUCGAACUGAUCAGCCGUGGGCCGGACGGUCGCUUCGUCAUGGAGCCGUUGGACACAGACAUGUCACUUAAGUCACGACGCAUUGAAGGCUUCCCCUUCGUAGAGGAGUCAGACCUAUAUCCUGAGUUCAGACAGUCGGACGAGGAGAACGAUGAGCCCGGGCCCCUUCCCCCAGUCAUGGCCACGCUCAGACCUCAGAUAUCACCUGUGUCCUCAAGCCAGGAGUCCUACAUGGCGCAACCCCCUGCCUACAGCCCCCGCUUCCACAGGCCCAUGGAAGGUACGAGCAUGUUGGAGGGUAAUGGGCUACAGGCAACAGGGCAGAGCCGAGUAUCCCACUUUCACAGAGUCUUUCCUCCGGGCCCUUUCUAUGGCUAUCUAGGUAGUGGCGCCGAGCUGGAGCUGCACCCUCCAUUCUACACGGCAGACGUCAGCCCUCGCAGUUCAGCCAUGUCCUCGUCCUCUCCGCCGUGCCCCACCGAGGGGCCAUUCCGCCAUCCCAUCGCUUCUGGCCAUGCCCUGCCAAUGGCGCAUGGUCCUCCCUCCUCACGCUCUACAGACACCUGGCAACCUCCUGAAUUUCCUUUCCUGGGUCAGGAGGGUGCCUGUGUCGUUUUGCCACCACAUCCUCCCCCUCAUCUCCGCCGGGACCUGCCCGAACCGCCACCUUACCCAUCCCGUGGCCACGCCCCCUCCAGCUCUGCGUUCCUGCGACUGGAGGCACUCCCUCCUCGAGGCCUAGUGGGCACACAUGCAGCUAUGCAACAGGCCCAGAGUUUAGGGCAGUUAAGACACACUGCCCAUGGAAUGGGUGUACCAGUGUUGCCUUAUCCAGGCCGGGCAGGGAGCCCCAGUACGCUACGUAGCGAGAGCUCGGAUGAGCCGUGGCUGAGUCCGAGGGCGGCACGCCGCCUGGAUCUGGGUCUGCAGCAGGUGGUGCUGCAGCCGUCGCGUCUCUCACCUCUUACACAGACCCCUCCUAGCUCUCAUGCUGGCUCACCCGACAUUCUGGUGCGCCCGCCUCCACGACCGGGUGUUCUGCGCUCCUCGCGGUCACAGGAGAUGCCAGAGAGCAUUCGCCACAUCACUUUCUCAAGGAGGUCCUUGUCCUCUUCUCCCACCACCUCUCCCACCCUGGGCUCAGGCUCCAGCCGCCUGCCAGGUCUGGGUUAUGGUGCCCAUGUGGCCUUUGCCACCGCAGCGGCCAGCUACCCAUCUCAAUCCCCCUCACCCCCGGCGGAGAGCAGCGAUGCUUUCGGCCAGCUGCCAUCUCAAAGGAGGACAGAUGAGGAGAUGCUGCCCUCAGAGCCCUCGUCAGGGGAACCUCUAGGUGCGAUGCGUGUGCCUGCCGGGUCUGAGAGCUUUGAAGCACUGUUUUAUCAUUGUAUUAAAAAAGCCAAGAAAGUAGCUGCCAACAUCAACAACAACUCCACAUCCAAGAAAACCACAGAUGUAUCUUCCUCUCAGACCCUGCAGCAACAUGCAUCUCAGGUACCCCAGCAAAGACAAGAGAUCUCGCCCCCCACCGGGAGAAAGAGGGAGAAGCUCAUCCGAAAAUCCCCCUAUCUGCACUUCUCUUCCAUGCUGCGCUUUUCUUUGCCCAUAGAAGACAGGAAAGCUCUUUUAACCAGUGUGAACUCCAAGACUCCACCCAGCUACGGCGCUUUGCUCUGACCAACCUGAAUCUCGGCGGAGAAUCACGUCACGUCACGUCUCAUCCUGAUCCAUUACGACAGUGGAGAUGCAGUCAGUAUUGAAUUGGAUUGUCCUAAAGAAAUAUUCACUUUGGCACAAUCUGCUACAUACUCAUGCGUUUUCUGUACACUUUUACGGGGUGCUUCAAUAGACAAAGUGACAGAGAUUACGGGAAAAAAAGAGAAAUAAAAGAAUCUUUCGGGACUUAAUCUAAUAACUUGCAGACAAAGUUAGGUUUUGUUUGUCUCAAGAUAAAUCCUAAGUGUGUUAUUGUGUAUAUCGAGAAACCUGAAGAGCUCUAAACUGUUAAAUGUCCCUCAGAAAAGUCUAACACAGGGUUUCUCUUUCUCCUCCUAAGAAAUAUACCUCAGAAAAAAUCGAUUCUGGCACACAGAGCACUUAUUCCAUCAUUUGUGCAAGCGAACAGUAUUUUAUAAUGAGUUCAGUAGCCUUUGUUGCCUGUUCCAGCAAAACUCAACUCAAUACUUAGUAUCACUUGUUCCACUAUGAAGGCAUC